AUGGCGCAAGACCCCGCCAGCCUCGACGAAACUCCAAUAUCCCCACGCAAACCCCUACCCUUGGAGAAUUACAUUCCCUUCCCGAUCCAGCCCAGUUCUAAAACCUCCGAGCGUCUGCAUCAACAAUGCCUCGAUAUCCUCGCCGAAGUCGACGAGCUGCAGAAUCUAUUGAAGAGCACCCUGCGCAAUCCGCAACUCGUCGAGGUGCGCCAGUUUCGGUCAAACGUGACAUCGGAAUUGAAGAUGUUGCAGAAACUGGAGCAGCGGUUCCAAAGUACUGCGAGUACCUGCGCUAGCGAGACAAAGGUUCAAAAAGAAAGUCAAGGCCAUGACCAAGUCCAGGGCGCUGAUAGCGACGAGGACGGGGAAAACGGUGGAGAGGAUGACUCGGUUGAAAUGCGGCUGAUGCAUGCACUGCGCUCAUCGAAUUUACCCUUCUACCAGGCUGUGUGGGAUAUCACGAGGGGUUCGUGCUACGGGCUUCUUGCGCUGGGGAAGCGGUUCUACUGGGAUGGCCAUACGCGUGCUGACGAGGAGAAGAGGGCGUUGAACGCUGCUGCAAAAAAGAGCGGGAAACUGCCUAACAAGGAUAAACGCAAGAGUGUCUUUGUGGAUAUCGUGGCCGAUGAUGGAGAGGAAUGGGUGAAAGUAUCCACCAUGUCGGAAAGCAGAUUGCUAUUCGAGAUGGCGAAGAAAGGGUGGGAGCGGGACUCGGAGGACGAUGAGUGUAUGUCUAAUGAGGGGAGUGAUGGGCCACGACGACGGACUGUGCUACGGAAUUUUGAGGGAUCGGACUACGAGGAUGACGAUGAUGAGGAUGAGCUUGAGCUUAUCAAGUUGGCUCGGGAUCUGAGAAAAGCGGCUAAUGCUACCCGGUUGCGGUAUAGACAUCCGCGGCUACGAGUGGUGCUGCCUAAAAUCGGGGAAGGAAAUGUUCCUGAAAUUGAUGAUAUUCUCAAAGAGAUGCGCAGUUAUGGUGUGAAGGUUGAAUGCCAGGAGACACUAUCAAAAGCCGCAGAUGCCAAAAAGCCCGAGCUGACAUGUCUCUUGCCCCGGCCUUACAAGCGCUUCACUGAUACCUUGAAUGUGGAUUGCACUCUUCUCCUCGCCCUCGUGUCUGACCUUUCACAUGCUAAGGAAAUCGUACCAUUGCCCAGUUUCCAUAGAGCUAUUCUCCGGCAGAUCGAGAUUGAAAAGCUGCAGCCGCUGCUACAAACCGAACUCUGGCCUGCCAUGGGUGACCAUGAGCUGGUGUGUACCAGUGAGGCAGCAACUCGCAUGCGCGAGAUUGUGGAACUCAUUGGCACCGAGACUGAGAAAGAAAGGGCAAAGAUUAUGAUGGGUGAUCCUCAAUAUGUCGAUCUGGAACGAGAAUCCGCCAUUCAAAAAUUCCAGGAGUUGUCGGAAUGGCAGGUGCCGACACACUGGCAGAUCCCCAUCCAAGUCAUCGACGCGCAGCCAGCCAUCACUGCGGCAAAAAAAGAGGGCAAACUGCCUCCAGUGGCAGAUCGAGUUGCGGAAGGCUUGUCGGAUAUCAACCACAGCGUAUUCAUGUAUGGGUGGGUGACUGGAAUGACGACCAUUUCCAGCAAUCGCACGAUCGACAAACAGAUCGAAAUGACAAUCGAGAAUAACCGAGGCAAUGAUGAAGACGUCGAGGGGCCUAUGGUCUGGAUUUGUGACACAGCUCGAAGUUUGGCCGGAAAAGAAAAGGACCGCAGAGCAUAA
This is a messenger RNA of Penicillium subrubescens, 1728 nucleotides long. RefSeq lists its product as uncharacterized. NCBI's taxonomy places the organism in Eukaryota, Fungi, Ascomycota, Eurotiomycetes, Eurotiales, Aspergillaceae. Bases 1 to 1728 code for a protein of 575 amino acids. The record is from RefSeq and is a predicted model, not a curated record. The transcript has a single exon.